Molecule: messenger RNA, 2435 nt
Organism: Abrus precatorius (Indian licorice)
Lineage: Eukaryota; Viridiplantae; Streptophyta; Magnoliopsida; Fabales; Fabaceae
Product: serine/threonine protein phosphatase 2A 57 kDa regulatory subunit B' kappa isoform-like
Exons: 2
Coding region: 596-2086 (496 amino acids)
Biological process (GO): signal transduction
Cellular component (GO): protein phosphatase type 2A complex
Molecular function (GO): protein phosphatase regulator activity
Source: RefSeq, a predicted model, not a curated record
GGAUCAUUAACAACGUUACCCAAAAUCUUUUUAGAACUUCGUUAUCUGAAUCUUCAUCACCACAUUCAUAAUUUUCCAUUGAGAUCCCUCGUUUUCCUUAUUCAACCACAAGUUUCGUUUAUCUUCUUAUCACGUUCCCGAGAAAGUUUGGAACAAUGUUGAGAAUUUGAGAUAAGGUUCGAAUAGAAAAUUCUUAUUAUUUUUAUUAUUCUCCACUCUUUUUGUGAUAAACAAUUUGAUUUCUCUUUAGCUUCCCUUCUUUUUCUUUUCCCUGCUUCACCGCUUCCUCUCUCGUGGUUCACGUUGUUCUUCCUCACCCACAAUCCACAAUCUUCAAGAUUUGAUUUUUCCAUCAAUGUGUGCAGCAAAAUCGAAAAUUUCCUCUAACCCAUCUCAAAUGUGGAUCUCAAUUUCACGCUGCACCCCACAUUGCUUGUAUUUUCCGGUGACCGAGAUCUAGGGUUUAUGCUUCCCCUUUUCCCUUGCUCGUGCAGAAAUCAUCACUCUCGGGUCCGAUUGAUUCCGAUUCUGCCUUCAUGGGCUUGUUUUCCAUCUAAAAGGUUUGCAAUCCGUUGAUUUCAGCUUCUGGGUCGCAAUGCUCAAGCAAAUCCUCAGCAAGCUUCCUCGAAAAUCGUUGAAACCUGACUCGGACGAGUCAACUCGGGGUGACUCGUCGCAUUCCACCUAUUCGCCACGCGCCUCUGGCAGAAGCCACAGACCUCACGGGGGCGGAUGUUCAACAUCAGCCGCCCUGAAGCGAGCUUCGUCGUCAGCAGUGUUUCCGGCGAGCAUGGUGUCUGGGAUUGAACCUUUGGUGCCGUUUAAGGAUGUUCCUAACGCUGAGAAGAUGAACCUGUUUGUGAGCAAGUUGAGCCUUUGUUGUGUCACGUUUGAUUUCACAGACCCUGGUAAGAACAUUGCGGAUAAAGAUGUGAAAAGGAAGACUUUGGUUGAACUUGUUGAUUUUGUGGCUUGUGGGUCAAUGAAGUUUAGUGAGCCUGCUAUCCUUGCUAUGUGUAGAAUGUGUGCUAUUAAUCUGUUUAGAGUUUUUCCUCCUAAUUAUAGGGCUAAUGGUGGUGGUGGUGAGAAUGAUGAUGACGAACCUAUGUUUGAUCCCGCUUGGCCGCAUUUGCAACUUGUGUAUGAAUUGCUGCUUAAAUUUAUCUCUUCUUCGAGCCUCGAUGCUAAGGUAGCAAAAAAGUAUAUUGAUCAUUCGUUUAUUUCGAGGUUGCUUGAAUUAUUUGAUUCAGAGGAUCCUAGGGAAAGGGAUUGCUUGAAGACAAUUCUGCAUAGGAUUUAUGGGAAGUUCAUGGUGCAUAGACCAUAUAUUCGAAAAUCUAUGAACAAUAUAUUUUAUCGGUUUGUGUUUGAGACUGAGAAGCACAAUGGGAUUGCUGAGUUGUUGGAGAUUUUUGGGAGUGUAAUUAGUGGGUUUGCUUUGCCGUUGAAAGAGGAACACAAAAUCUUCUUGUGGCGAGUUUUAGUCCCCUUGCACAAACCGAAAUCUAUGGGGGUGUACUUUCAACAAUUGGCUUACUGUGUUAUGCAAUUUAUAGAUAAGGAACCAAAGUUAGCGAGCAUUGUGAUUAGGGGUUUGUUGAAGUAUUGGCCGGCAACAAAUAGUCAAAAAGAGGUGAUGUUUCUGGGUGAACUCGAAGAAAUUUUGGAAGUAAUUAACAUGGUAGAGUUCCAGAGGGUCAUGGUCCCAUUGUUUUGGCGAAUUGGAUGCUGCAUUAACAGUUUACACUUUCAGGUAGCUGAAAGGGCCCUAUUCUUAUGGAACAAUGAUCACAUUGUCAAUUUGAUUGCUCAUAACCGUCAAGUGAUCCUGCCCAUCAUAUUUCCAGCUUUAGACAGGAAUGUUCAAUGCCAUUGGAACCCAGCAGUUGUCAACUUGACUCACAAUAUCAGAAAGAUGUUCUUGGAGAUGGAUGAGAAGCUCUUCAUUUCUUGUCAUAAUCACUUUAAGGAAGAAGAAGCAAUCAUAAUCACAGCGGCUGAGAAGCGAAAGGAGGCGUGGAAACAACUUGAGCAUGCAGCCAGUCUCAGGCCUGUCAUUGGAAACACAGCUGUUUUAGUGUCCUGAUUUGCAUUGCGUGCUGGUUUCCCAAUCCUUUUUCACUUUCCUCAUGUUUUGAUGGCAAACCUGAAGAAAUGUGGAAUGGCUGUUAUUGAGAGUUGCAUUUUGUUUUUGGAUCCUAUGUUCUUAUGAUGCUUCUGGCAGCCAAUAUGAAGUGUCAUGGUUUUGAUUGCUACUGUGUGGUACAAAGUUUACCUCAUGAUGAGGACCAUGCAGUGAAUGAAACCAUUUUCUGUACAAGUUUAUUUCCAAAAUAUUCUCAGUAUGUAUGUACUAAUAGUUGUAUUUACAGUACAGUCUUCAUGCUCUUCUGCUCCAUUACCUUGAAUUGCUAUAAAGACUGCUGUUUGAAGAC